UAUGUGCGGUGUAUUUCUAGAACGCAGGAAGUGUUAUCUAUUUUCAAUGAUAUGAUACUUCAUUUGAGCGCUUUGAUUACCGAGAACAGCCUGUUCUGUGCGGUCUAUUUAAAGAAGCCGACUACGAUUUUGUGUAAACAUACUGGCUAUGCCAAUUUUUGGCAUGUUAACCAGGUUGUGCUUGAGUGUUUGUACUGUACUGCCUAGAAGGAUGGAACAGGAAAAAUCGCAGGCAAACUAAAUCCAGCUUUUUUCGGCGUUGUGUGUUCCCCAUAGAUUCGAACAAGAGUCCUUGAAGGAUCACGGCAAAAAUAUAGUGGUAGAGAUCCACUGUUCUAUCCGCAUUCACACGAUGGAAAGCCUAUCGCUAUCUCGCCCACGGUCCCCGAAUUAGAGUACAAAUCCAGCAAGAUGGAAAAGGUAUCAAAGCAUCAUAUUUGUCUAAUUGAAACUACUUAAUAUCCAUAUAAGAGAGGCAUCGUAAAAUGAAUUUAGUCAGUAUAAUAUCGUAUCUUUUAACGGGCGCCGGAUUUUAUUCGGAAACAAUUAACAACAUCAACUAAAUGGCUAUGCAUAAUAGUGUAUAAGUGUCGCUUCAUGGAACAGCAGCUAGAGUGGCUGUAUGCUUUCAUAUUAGAAGCGGUUUUCAAAAAGCGUGCUUUCAGUGUAAAAAGAACUGCCGGAGACGAGAUUCCUGGAUCUAUGAAUUGGGCAAUAUCUACCGAGAUGGCUUCUACAGGUCGAACAUUCCCUCCGCUGAGGUGCUGGCCAGCCCCCGUCAUGAACCUAUAAGAAAGUUGCUCUGGUGCACUGUCCUGAUACCGCUCUUUUUCUUCACGAUAUCUGAUCUCAUGGGAGUUAUUCAGGAAUAUAUGCAGUAUCCAGUAAUUUACACGUACGAGUACAAGACAGUGGACACUCUUGAGUUUCCUGAUGUGACAAUCUGUAAUGUUAACCCACUCUUGAAAAGCAAGGCUUGCCGCAAUGACUCUCUGUUAUACAGAUCAGUAAAGAUCGAUAACCUUGGUGAAGAAGUUACGCUCAAUGCUUUUUGUCCAGAUGAGAACAGCCGAUGGAUGUGCGAUAGGAUUUGCGGCGACAACGAACAGGUGAAGCAACCAAAUGAGGAAGAUCUGAAUAUUCGAGCACAACUUGCGCAAUGGAUUAAAGAAACAAUCGCUGCUGGAGAAAUGGGCGACGCCAUUAUAACAGAUCUGGGUCACAAGGUGGGCAGUAUGGUGCAGAAGUGCAGUUAUGCGUCAAAUGAUGAUUGCACGACAAAUACUGGUCUUCGCUUCACGGAGACGGUGAGCCAGCUGUACGGUUCGUGCUUCUGUUUUCACUGUCACCGAAGAAACCAUACCAAAAAGUUUCAAAAACUCUCGGAAGAGGACCGAGCGGAACACGAGAGGACCAAAAGGGAGUGGGAUAAGUAUUACGAAUACGGAACAUUGUCGUCUCCACUAAGCGGGCUUGUUAUCCAGCUUAACACCGAAAUUGACGAAUAUCUGCCAACUUCAAAUGAAGUCGGUUUCGUGGUAAUGAUCCACGAACACAACAAAGACUACUCGAUCUGCCACGACUCCGUCUACAUUCUGCCUGGAUACACGACGUAUAUUGGUUUAAAUUUAAUGACCACCUUCAACUUGGGACCGCCAUACCAGGAUAGCUGCAGAGAUGUGUGGCCUCAACCGUUGAAAGAGGGAACGCUUGAAGGCGCGGUCAAGGUUAUUGAUCCUUUCGUAGAAACGCAACAGUAUAGCCGUCCAAUGUGUUUGGAGUAUUGUAAGAUUGAGUAUCUCCUUUUUAAAUGCAAGUGCGUCCAAAAUGAUCCUACCGUAAAAAUUAACCCAGAGCUCACCGAGAAUUACAAAUACUGCAAGUCGGCUAAGAAAAAUGAAUGUACCAAAAAAGUCCUCUAUAAAAAAACCAACAUGGUUUGGGAGGCUCGGUGCGAUUGUCGAAGGGAAUGCGAAACACGACGGUAUGACACUGAUGUCAGCGUGGCGGGCUUAGUUGCUGAAGAGAACACUGGGUUAGGUAAUCAAACCCGUGAGCAGCAAAUGUACACACAGAUGGGCAGUGCCCGUAUAGUAGUAUAUUUUCAUUCGUUCACAUACGAACACGUCAAGGCCAUAAAAAAAUACGACGAAAUUCGAGUGCUAUCUAUCAUCGGAGGGAUUAAUGGAAUGUACCUAGGACUCUCGUUCUAUCUUCUCUUCCAGGCUGUGGAUAUCAUAGCCACGGGCGCGGUCAAAUUCAUUCAAAAACUUCGAAAUAGGAAUCUCGCGCUUGGCCAAGACGGAAAUUCCAUGUCAUCAACCGCAGUCCAGACGACUGCUCGAGGGAACCACCGCAGGCGAUGGGGUAGCGUAUGGCCAUCGUAUACCCGCCGAGCACCUGAGCCCUUGCCAGAGGUGUCAUACUACGGUAGACAACGGAAGAACAUCUGGGACGUCUUCAAGAAGCCAUCUGAACAUGCUGCUUCAAGUACGAUCGAGCAGUUUAACACUAGUUACGGCCGCUUUGCUGUACAUUACUACAGGAGAUAAUUUGACAUAUAGUAUUUAUCUGGUUUGUAAGAAACAGGCUGACGGUGUGGGAAUCUGAACGACUGCACCUCUGGCUGGAACAACCAGGGGCCGCUGAUCCAAGCCCCACCAAUCAUACACACAAUAAAAACCAGUGCGAAUAAAUAAAUAAACAGCGCAACUUAUUAGGGUAGUUUUUCGUGUUUAUCCGUAGCACUGCGAACGGUUUGAAAUUUAAUGACAUCAGCAAUGAGAUAGCUAUAUGGUUUGUUAUUACCGGGUCUACCAUUUGUCAUUUGAGUAUAGCGCAUUUUGGAGAAUUUUGUAUGUUUCAAUUGACUAGAAAAAACUAUAAUAAUAAAUAUA
Varroa destructor (honeybee mite) is the source of this 2897-nucleotide messenger RNA. Its product is annotated as acid-sensing ion channel 1C-like. Gene Ontology annotation, molecular function: ligand-gated sodium channel activity. Gene Ontology annotation, cellular component: plasma membrane. The record is from RefSeq and is a predicted model, not a curated record. Gene Ontology annotation, biological process: sodium ion transmembrane transport. Lineage: Eukaryota; Metazoa; Arthropoda; Arachnida; Mesostigmata; Varroidae.